Heterocephalus glaber (naked mole-rat) is the source of this 700-nucleotide messenger RNA. The record is from RefSeq and is a predicted model, not a curated record. Lineage: Eukaryota; Metazoa; Chordata; Mammalia; Rodentia; Bathyergidae.
CCACUGUGUGGUCGCUAUCGCUUCCUGAGACCGGGGACAGAAGACUGUGUCUGAGCACCUCUGGCUGGCCUGCCUCCCUCCAGAGCUCACCGGGAUACUGCUCUCCACCCUCCAGUGACUCCCAGCCAUGAGGGCCCUCACCCUCCUUGCUGCCAUUCUCCUGCUGGCCCUGCAGGCCCAGGCUGAGCCUCUCCCACAGCAAGCUGAGGAUGCUCUAGAACAGCGGCAGGCCCAGGAAGAGGACCAGGACGUGGCCACUGGCGUUGCAGGGGUUGAGAGCUCUCGUCGUCCACCUCCAGAUGAGAAUUUACAAAAUGGAAGUCUCUACUCAACUGCUAGGGAACCAGAGCAACUCCACCCACUGCGCUCCAAGGCAGGAGAACGGCAAACUGUGCUCUCCAGACCUAGGCCCCGCCCCCGCCCUCGUCGCCCUCUGCCUAGACCCAUCCCCUGGCCAAGACCCCGACCCCGACCCCGACCCCCACCCCGACCCCGGAGAGUACAGGCCCAGCAGCCUGGAGGAGAGGGCCAGCAAGAAGCCUGAUCUGAAGUUGCAGAAAUAGAGCCUGGGGCCUUAGACGCCACGUACUCUGCUGUCACCCAGCACAGAGAAGAGAUCGCCAUUUACAUUGAUGCCCGGAUGACACUUCACCCCUCUACCUGACCUCAGUGUUCCUUCUCUAUUUCAAAUAAAUUCCUC